AUGCCAACAAAGAAGAAAUUACAAAAGGCCUUUGAAGAUGAUAUAUCUAUUCUUCCAUGUGACGAUAUUUUAUUUUCCAUCAUGAUGAUUAGGCUUCCAGUUAAAUCGUUAUUACGUUUUCAAUCAGUUUCUGUGUCAUGGAAAGCUACAAUAUCUGACAAAGGAUUUAAAAGGUCCCACCGUGAUCAAUCUAGAGCAUUGGGCCGUGAAAAGUUGCUGCUACGACAAAUAAUGUCCUAUGAUUUCGUUUUUAGAGACUCUGAAAGUCCCUGGCUAGUUAGGAUGGAUGAAAAAACAUUCUUUCCAAGAAUAGAGUUUCAAAUUCCUUUAGUUAUUAGCUCCUGUGAUGGGUUGAUGCUUUUAAAGAACUAUAUGGCCUCUAAAACUUGUGCCUUGUGGAAUCCAUCCACUAGAGAAUAUCGAAUUCUUGAAUGUCCUUAUGUGAAACACAAUUACAAAGGCAAACCUCCAAUUGCUUGUGGUUUGUGCUAUGAUUUUAAAGUUGAUGAUUACAAGGUUAUAUUGAUUUAUAGCUCGUUUUAUACUGUAUACUCUUUGUCUAAUAAUUCUUGGUCAAAUAAAACAUGUGUGGCUCUCGGGGGAUUACCACUCAAGAUGGUUUAUUUUGGUCUAUGA
Messenger RNA from Solanum tuberosum (potato), 636 nucleotides. RefSeq names its product putative F-box protein At3g16210. The transcript has a single exon. Bases 1 to 636 code for a protein of 211 amino acids. Gene Ontology annotation, molecular function: protein binding. NCBI's taxonomy places the organism in Eukaryota, Viridiplantae, Streptophyta, Magnoliopsida, Solanales, Solanaceae. The record is from RefSeq and is a predicted model, not a curated record.